AUCGUUAAGUCUUUGUAAUAGUGUAAGUAUAGUGUAAGUUAUACGCAUGGGUGAUGCUGUCGUACAGUUUUCUUAUGCCACACUCUAGUCGUUUUGAGGUGCGAGUACUGGAUCCUUGCUGACAGCGCGCAAAUGCUGCGAACAUGAGGUGUGCAGGGGAUAUGAAAGUGCCCGCAGGACACUUGUAGGACGUCCUCACACACUUUGCUCUGGUUGUCUAGUUUACUCAUUUUUCCGUUAACAGUCAAGCAGCACUUUUCACAUGAACAGCACAAAUACAAGUACUUCACUCUUACUAACCCUUACGUCUUGUAAAAUUGUUCACCACGACCUGUUGCUUGCAGAAUGCCCUUAAAAAAAUGUGCAUGAACAUAUUGACUCUACAAGCUCACCGAGUGGACUUUGUUAAGUUUGACUUGAUUUCCUGUAGGCCACCUGUGUGCCCCGUACAGGUUUGGAGCUUUUUCAACCGCAGACAGCCCGUAUCCACCUGCAAAGACAGUUGUGAGUGAAGCUUUACUCACCAAUUACCACCCAGUUUACAUGCAAGAACAGUGUUCUAAUAAAGUGUCCUACUAUUCUGACAAAGACCAUUAAUCUUCUCUAGUGGGGGAUACGAUAGUGUACCUUUGGUUUAGUAAGUGGUUUAUUCUCCCGCAUCAAAAUAGGAAAAAGAAGAUUAACGGUCAAGGAAGAAGCUUUAAAUAAAUUGUCUCAUUUUUUUCUUUGUACAGCUGCAACUUGUAGCAUCACUGAACUCAAUGGUAUUUUGACCAGUCAGGGUUACUCACAGCUUGGCAACUUUUCUGUUUUUUCUGCAUGUCAUUAAAAACUCUUCUGAACGGAAGAAAAAUCUAUUGACUUUAAGGCAUUUCCCUAAAUCUGCUUUAAAUUGAUUUAAAUAACUUCAAACUUAAUUAGAAUAAAAAAAGACAACAAAUCAGGAUACAUUUGUCAGAAAUGGUGGAGUUUCUCCCAAAAUGCAGGAAGACUGGCCUUAAAUGUCACGACUCCAUCUGGAUGUGAUGAAAAGCAAAAAGACAGAACAAAGAUCAACAAGACGAAACCUUCAGCUGAUUAGAGAAACAAAGUAAUGGACCAGACAAAACUUAAAAGACUUAAAACAGGACAGAUGGGAACCAACACAAACAGAAGAGCUGAGUCACCUUUGACCUGAACCAGGUGUGCAGUGACAGGGUGGUGAACAGAACACAAAACGAUGAUAACUCAACCAAAAAGGCACAGAUUCUCACAACAUUUUCCUAAAACAGCAAAACUAAUCAUAUCAGCUGUGUAAAAAACCAAUGGGUCACCUGACCUCAUGGUUCUUCUGCAUCCCAAAAACAGAUGGGCUUGUUGCUGCAACAAUGUGGAAAAGAGGCGUCGCUGAGGUGUUCAAAAUAAAAAUGAGUGCUGUGAAGAACCCCAACACCUGAUAUGAUGAGUUGGAUAAACAACAAACUAGAGUUGUGUUGGAGGUGAAGGCCUUUUAAAGUAGCUUUUGGACUUUUUCUGAUGUUAUAACUAAAGACAAAUGCAAACUCCAGUAUAUAAAGACAGCCUGUGAUGGAGCGAGAGAUGUUGGCCACAGAUUAAUUACAGUUUCCGAGUCCUCUCAUUAGAGUGGUGCUCUGUGUGACAGCACAGCGCCGGUCACCGUGAACAUUCCCCACACAGCUUGUGUUCCUGCCUGUUUGAAAGCGGCUCAGUAAUCCUGGAUCAGAGAGCACAAAGGGCCUGUGGAUGAUGUAAGUGCUGCGUCCAGUGUUUACCCCCUCCCUGAUCUCCUACAUGCUGCCUGGGGGGCGAUGGGGGACGUGGGGGGACGCACAUCCCUGCUCGGGACAGCCAGAGCUCCUCUGCUCUGCGUCAGGGUCAGCUGUGGUGGGAUGUGGCCCUGGUGAGGAAUCUGAGAGACUUUCCCUUCGAGGGCCACGUCGCUUCAACUGGCCAUGGACUUGCUGCAGGACUCCAGUCGGACCAUGCUGGGGCUGAACGCCCGGCUCAAGGGCUUCAUGGAACAGGUCAACAGACUUCAGGAGGCCAACCGCCGGCUGGAGGCGCAGAUAGCUGACUGGAGCGUCAGGAGCGCUUUCCGGAGUCAGGACUGGUUCCGGCAGGAGGAGACCUUCAAAGAACUCCGAGCUCAGGUCGGUAAACUACUCAUGGAAAACGCCCGGCUGGCCUUGGAGUCGGACAGCAUGAGAUCCAGAGCGGCGGUCAUCCAAGCCAGGUGUGAGACAGAGGAGAGAAACACCAGGCGUCUGGAGCGACAGGCAGCGCUGCUUCGUGAGUCUAAGAGGAAGGCGGAUCAGAGCUCCAUGAUGCUGCAGGCCGACUGUCACCGCUCCAUGAUGGAGCUGCAGGAGAUGCAUCGAGAGUUUGAGGCGGCCCGGGCUCUGCAGCUGCAGCGGGCCGGCUCCUGCGAUGCUUUGUUAGCAACGGCCGCAUCUUCAUCUGCAGCAGGAGGAGGAGGAGGAGCUGAGCAGGACGAUGGCACAGGGAUGGAGCUUAGCCAGCUCCUCGACCGGAUCAGAGCGCAGUGCGACCACAGCAGACCUCCCCCGGGCCUCGGAGCAGUCCCACAUCCACCACCCGGCUUGGUGGGGCCUAACCGUCCCCGAGCUGCAGCAGCUUCCAGAAGCCAAAGAGGGGCUCUCAGCGAGGAGGAAGCAGCAUGGGAGCAGGUGAGCCUCGGCAGCGCCGCUCUGAGAGAGGCCCGGGCCGAGCUGGCAGAGGCCCGGAAGCAGUGGCACUCCCUGCAGGUGGAGAUCGAGACCCUGCAUGCCAUGGAAAAAGGCUUGGAGACGUCCCUGCAGAACACCCAGCAGAUGUACUCCAGCCAGCUCCAUGACCUUUCCCAGGUGAUUGCCAGGCUGGAGAGCGAGCUGGAGCAGGUGAGGAGCGGCCUGCAGACGCAGCGCCAGCGCCACAGCCAGCUGCUCAACACCAAGAUGAGGCUGGAGCGAGAGAUCGGGACGUACCGACGGCUGCUGGAGCGAGAAGAGGGCAGAUAUAUGAGUCAUAAUGGGCAGCCAAUGGGUCUGCGUCCGUGGAGGUCUCUGGUGGUGGAGACAAAGGAGAGCGACGUGGUGAACGGCUUCAGCGACCCCGCCAUCACACCGGACGAACCAAAGUCCGAGCCCCUGCCGGAGACUUCCUCACUGCUCCCUGCUGAAAACGGCCUGAAGAGAGGCCUGUACAGACAGCAGAGCCUGGUCAUCCUCACAGAGCCAGAGCCAGACAAAGACCUGCCAAUCUGCACUGUGAAGACUCAGGAGAUCCUUCAGGGAAACGUGAUGCGUGAGAGCGCAGAAGGUCACGGCACCAUCGAGACGGAGAAGGUGGAUAUGGUGAUAAGGCAGUGGGAGGGCUCCUUCUUCAGGGGCAAUCCCAAACUGCGGAAGAAGUCGGUGUCGCUGCGCUUCGACCUGCACAUGGCGGCGGCAGACGAAGGCUGCGCCCAGACCAAGCAGGACAGCCUCCCCGAUGUGGAGGUGCGCCUGGUCAUGAAGAGGUCUCGUAGCAUCUCGACCAUCACGCAGUGACUCUAUCGCCGCCCCGCCGGUGAUGGUGAGAAUGCAGAACUGAGCAAGGGACGCCUCCCACUCUCAUCCCGCUUUUUCAAACGCAACCGUCAGCGAACUUUGCUCCACGGCUGAGGCCUGAGGCUGAGACACGAGCCCAUGAGUAAUCGUGACAACCUUCGCGAGUUGCAAACACCAAAAGAUUUCAAGUCUAAAACAUGUUGUUCUGUCAUCCUACAGGUGGAGAAAGUGUCUCGGAUAGCUUCAGUAAGUCUUCAUGGGAUAAAGAGAUUACAGUUACAACUUUGUGGCUUUUAAUCCUGGUUUAGGUGAAGGCUCAGCUUGUAGACAAAAGCGCAGCGGUGCCGUUAACUGAAGAACUGUAUGAGAAUCAUGUCAGUCAAAAGGCAAAAUCACAUCAUUCUGCAAAGAACUGAAGGGGGAACACAGAAGACAAGCUGGAGUUUUACGCUCUCAGCACAGAUUUUUGAUAAACGGCAGUUUAAGUCUGUUCAGAUUUACUUCGGUGGUAAAGUCUCCUUGGAAAAAAAAUGCCUUGCCCGAGGACUCCUCAACUCCUAAAAGCCAGGAAUUGAGCCACCGACAAUCUGAGGUGACCCCAGUUGCUGUGUUGUGUGUCUAAAGCAUGUUUUCAUGGCUCCAUUGAAGAAGCUUUAGCUUACAGUGACCUCUGCUGGGCAUGUGGUGGUGUGUCACCUCCUGCUGAAUGUUACUGGUACCAAGGAUGUAAAAAUGAAGAUAAACUUGGCACCCCCUUGUGUCUCCUGAGGUUAAAUUUCGCAUUAAUAAUAAUAAUAAAAAACCCAUUUAAUUUAACAUGACUUAUAAGAAGGUGAUGGCCCUUAGAUACACCAUUUUUCAUAUCUCAAGGUGAUAAAUCCAUAAUUACAUUUUAAUUUCUUUAUACAAAUGCAGAUUUGUUUUUUUUUUCUUUCUUAAAACCACUCAUUUUGUUGGACUUUCCCACCUAAUUACCACAAAAAUAAUGUGUCAUAUGAAUGAAAUCAGCUUAAAAUUGACAUACGGUCUAAAAAGUUGAAGCAAACUGGAUAAAACGUGUGAGACCUAAAUGUUUUUGCAUUAAGACAGUCGUGUUUUAGAGGACGCCAUGUAAAAAUAGUCUUCCUCCAUUCACGCCUCGGGUUUGAUUCCAUGUGACGGUUUUGCUCACCGUUUUAACUCAUUAAAAUUAAUAGAUGGGUCAUUUUUAAUAAUCUGACAUUUAUUCCAACUCUAGAGGAAAAGACAUUUGCAAAACAUACAAAGAUUACUCGUUUUAAGCAAAAUGUAAAAGCUGUGACAUCAUAAAGGAACAGCUGCUAAGCUAGGCCGACAGUGGACUGAGGUUGUGUAACAUCAUUAUAAUCAUAAUGAGGCUGUGAGAAAAGAAAAAUACAUGUAUUAGGGGGACAGGAAAGUAAUUGGAAGAGAUUAUUGCAGAUGAAAAAAUGAUGUGAGGACAAUAGAAUUCUAGCUAACAGCGACAAACCAGCUAAUGCUAACAGUUUUAGUGCUAAAGUCAAAGCAUUCAUGUUUUAUAAUUUUGUUGGGUAAAUAUUCAUACAUAAAAUAUUGUAACAGGAGAUAGAUAUCAAGAUCAGCGUAUUUAUUCAUUUUUUGUCCUCUUUUUCCAAGGAAGGACAAUUCAUUCUGUGUUUCUGUAAAAAGUCCUACUUUAUGUGGAAAUGAAUUUUCAUAGUUUGUAAAUUCUCCUGUCGAAUGCUAAAAGGUAAUACAUAUUUUAUAUAACGGUAAUUUAACCAAGGACUGAUCUUAAAGUUCACCAAAAUAAACUAAAAGACAAAGUAAAUUUACCAAAAGUUGUUGAUAUUUUUCAGCUUGUUAAACUUUAUUGUUUUUUUCCCUCAUCGACACGACCCUUUCUUUAAAAAGAAGUAAAAUACUGAAAAAGAUCAAAGAAAAAAAAGGUUAUUUCAUCUGGAAAACUUUUUUUUGACAAAAACAAGAAGAAGAAAUAUUGCUUAAAGAAUAAUAUAUAUAUUAUUAACAUAAGAAUGUCAAUAAUAUAUUUAUUGGAAAAAAUAAAAAUUCAGGUGUAGACUGUCUGAGUUGCCAUAGAGGGGUUUAUCAUUUUUGAUCUAAAGCAACUUCAUCUACACGUUCAUUUUGUCAAACAGUGCUGGUUUUCCCACGUUUAUACCCCUCCCUUGUUGAUAUCCUCAGAUUUAUGCUCCAGAAUUAUUCCCAAAGGCACAUUUCUCCUUGACCAGUUCUUCUCCUGGAGGUUUUCUGCCGAAAGUGUCAGGUUUGAUGCUGAUGCUGAUCGCUGCUCAGUUACCAUUUUUUGACUUCCCCCUGUGAGCCACAGGGGGGCAGUGUUUGCAAAUGCCCCCCCCCCCCCCCCCCCAUCAGUUAAGGUAUAAACUGCAAACCAGGUGGAGGAUGUUCAUGAAUCUCUGUGUUUCACCUAGCUUUGCUUCAGUUUGACAGCUCUGUGACUUCAGAAAAACAAACCUUGAUGCUUUUAAAUAAAGAUUUAUCAUUUCAGAAAAAGAGGAAAUGAA
Molecule: messenger RNA, 6073 nt
Organism: Oryzias latipes (Japanese medaka)
Lineage: Eukaryota; Metazoa; Chordata; Actinopteri; Beloniformes; Adrianichthyidae
Source: RefSeq, a predicted model, not a curated record